AUGGCCAAAGUUCAGUAUUACAGUCUGGUGGCUUAUGUAGAAUCCAAUCCACCCUUGGUCUAUUUUCAAUCCAAUUUAAUUGGGGAUGAUGUCAGAUUCGAAAAUGGAAUCUUCAAUGGUCAAAAAAUUUAUCUUGCAGUUUCAUUGUUAGUUCAGUUCAUCAGAAGCAAUUACUACAUUGAUGAGAAAUCAAAGUUAGAGGAUUGCAAAAAGAGUUGCUUGAAACAUUGUUCAUGCAAAGCCGCUUUGUUUGCACAUGACUGGGACUAUUCAAAAAAAGGUUGUUUAUUGCUAUCUGAAGUCUAUUCUCUUAUAAAUAAGGAGGGAGGGGAUGAUAAAGUCAUCAUAUUUCUUAAACUGCAAAAAUCUCCAAUUCCUUCACCAACAAAUUCUCCUCCAAAGAAAUCAACAAACAUUAGAGUCAUAUUGGGAUCUGGUCUUGGAACUUUCUUUGGUGUAUGUUUUAUGGUUGCCGCUUGCAUUUUCAUUUUCAAAAACAAAGGAGAAUCCGAGGUACCUGAUGAGUUCUUUAUCGACCAAGUACCAGGGUUGCAUCCUAGAUUCUCUUACGAAGAAUUGAAAGCCAUGACAAACAAUUUUGAUAAUAAGCUCGGGGAACGAGGAUUUGGUUUAGUGUUUCAAGGGAUAUUAAGAAAUGGCACCAAAGUAGUUGUGAAGCGUCUUAAUGGUUUUGGUCAAGUUAAAAAGUCAUUCUUAGUUGAAGUCGAGACAGUAGGAAACAUUCACCAUUUCAAUUUGGUGAGAUUACUUGGAUUUUGUGUUGAAAAAUCAUAUCGGCUUCUAGUUUAUGAGUACAUGUCCAAUGGAUCCUUGGAUACAUAG
Messenger RNA from Camellia sinensis, 843 nucleotides. The record is from RefSeq and is a predicted model, not a curated record. Lineage: Eukaryota; Viridiplantae; Streptophyta; Magnoliopsida; Ericales; Theaceae.